This is a messenger RNA of Caenorhabditis elegans, 855 nucleotides long. RefSeq names its product BTB domain-containing protein. The transcript has 4 exons. NCBI's taxonomy places the organism in Eukaryota, Metazoa, Nematoda, Chromadorea, Rhabditida, Rhabditidae. Gene Ontology annotation, biological process: protein homooligomerization. The record is from RefSeq and is marked reviewed. Bases 144 to 767 code for a protein of 207 amino acids.
AGACGACGGGAGGGCUCAUUUGUAGUCGUUUUUGCCUUGUAUUCUUUCUUUUAUCUCCCUUUGCUGUUUACCUUCUUCCACUGUAAUUUUCUGUAAUACCUGUCGUGAAUCGUCUGAAUAUCAGAUAUUGCACAGCCUUCAAUAUGUCUGGAAAUACAGUGAAAUUGAAUGUCGGUGGAACUGUAUUCGAGACCUUGAAAUCUACUCUAACUAAGCAUGACGGAUUCUUCAAAGCGUUGAUUGAAACUGAUGUUCCGGCUGAAAAGGACGAUUCCAACUGUUUCUUCAUUGAUCGGUCUCCGAAGCACUUUGAAACAGUUCUCAACUACAUGAGAUCCGGUGAUGUAGUCCUUCCGGACUCUAAAAAAGACAUGCUAGAAUUGAAAAAAGAAGCUGAAUACUACCUGCUGAGCAAUUUGGCAAAAUUAUGUCAACCACCAACGGACAACUUUAAAACAUGCACACCUGAGGAACUGAUGCGUGUAGUUGCGAACACGGAUAAGAAAGUUAUUAUGAUCAACUAUUUAACUUACAAUGGUGAGCUCGUCUUCUACCCGUGGGGUUUCAAUCUUGUUCAUUUUUUAAUUCAAAAUCGCGAUUAUGUGGAGGAUGUCUACUUUCGAAGAACAGAAUCUCAAUACCCAGAGGACGGACCUUUUCCAAAUGAGAAGCCAUAUUGGACUUUUCUUGUCUACAAUUCUACGCGUUCAGGUCGUCGACCAUUCCGGCACACGGUGGAUCUGGAAGAUUGUAUGGGCCAUAUGUAGCAGAUAAAUUAAAUAAAUUCCACAACGUUACCUGAAUUAAUUUUCCACCAAACAAAUGAUGAUUUCUCGAAUAAAUUCCUUUUCUUUC